UGAAUUGAAUUAUAAUUUGUGCUAGAGAUAUGGAAGUGAGAAAAAUAACAUCACACAAUCAUCAUCAUCAUCAUCAAGACUGCCCUGAAUCGGAACUUUAGAACAUCCGUCAUAAAUCCGUAUGAUACCAUUUAUUUUCCUGAUAAGAAAUUUAAAUAAUAAUGUCUUCAGACCCAGCCAAAGUUUCACGAUGGUAUUUCGGAGGUUUGGCUUCAGCAGGGGCGGCCAGCAUCACUCAUCCACUGGACUUGCUCAAAGUACAAAUGCAAACACAAAAAGGGAAAUCAGAUUCCUUACUCAAACUCACUGGAAAUGUUUUAAAAAAACAUGGUAUUAUGGGCCUAUACUCCGGCAUAUCAGCCUCAAUCACGCGCCAGCUUAGUUACUCCUCAGCCCGUUUUGGAAUAUAUGAAGUUUCUAAACAGUACUUUGCACCAAAAGAUGGCAGUGCAUUACCUUUCUACAUGUCUGCAUUCCUAGCUGGGCUGGGGGGGUUGGCAGGAGGUCUCGUAGGAAAUCCCGCGGAUUUAGUCAAUGUACGCAUGCAAAAUGACGUCAAACUCCCUAAGGAAAAUAGACGAAAUUACAAAAACGUGUUCCACGGGAUGUAUUCCGUAGUCCGGAAAGAGGGAGUGAUGCAGCUGUGGGCCGGGGCUAGCAUGAAUUGCAGCCGAGCAGUUCUGAUGACCAUUGGCCAGCUCUCCUUCUAUGACCAAAUCAAAGAAUUGCUUCUGUCCACUCCGUACUUCGGGGACAAUAUUGUCACGCAUGUCACUUCCAGUCUUUGCGCUGGUGGAAUAGCAACAACGCUAACACAGCCGGUCGACGUGCUCAAAACAAGGGCAAUGAACGCGAAGCACGGAGAAGUGAAAGGUCUGUUAAGCCUCGUAGCAAGUACGGCCAAAGAAGGCCCCAUAGCGUUCUAUAAAGGGUACAUUCCAGCGUUUGCGCGACUCGCACCUCACACCAUUCUCACAUUCGUGUUCUUAGAACAGCUUAGAAUAAACUUUGGAUAUAUCAAAGGGAAUUAGGUUUAAUUAGUCAAUGUUGAGACGUAGACAAUCUGGUCCGGGAGAUCCUUAUCGUUUUACCUACGAUUUCGGCGAAAUAUUACGGCGAAAAUAACUGAAUUUCAAAAUUAUUACGGUUGUCUUUAUUCUUCUGAAAACCGUGGAAACUUCAAAGACUACAGGCUGUUAUUUCUAAAUCUUUGUAGAUACAUUUUAGAAGCAUUUAGUGACAUGAACAUUAUAAAAUAACAGCCUUUAUUUGUAAUCAUGGAUAAGGGUAAACUAUUGUAUCCGAAUUUCAAUAGCAAAUAAAUAGAAACAGUAACUUUGAACGAACGAAUCGAAAAAAUAGUAUUUUAAAGUUCUAACUAAAGUAAGUAGCCAAUUUUUUUCCAGCUAAUCAAUUUAUACAUAUUUAUUUAUUCGUAAUCCGUAAGUAGCUACUUUUUUUUCUUACAACUAGCCAGUCUUCCCGACGUACCCAUAUUUGCUCAAAAUCGAACCAAAUACAUUAUCUUUAUGAUAAUGUAACAACAUAUAUACCUAUUACUGAAUAAAUGAUAUGAUAUGAUAUGAUAUAAAUCUAAUGUACAAUUAGGUACUUUAAGGAUAAUUCAAAUGUUCCUAUUUUUUUUAUUUGAGCAUACCUACACUAAAUCAUACUAAUCACUUAUAAAUCGCCUAUAUUAUUUUUAUAUACCUUUCACAAAUAUACAAGAUAGAUAGACACGGACGGGCAUACCGUUUAGUUAUUUCCAUAUAAUACAUAUAUUUAGAGUAGAUACUUGGUAUCUAUUAUUUUAUAUUAGACGUAAAAGUGUCAUCCAUCACAAGUGUUUAAUACACAUAUCCUUCCAGUAGCCAUACAAACAAAACAACAACCCUGUUAACUGACCAUAAGUCUGGAAUAAGCUAACUGCCAAGCUAUGUCGCAAAUAUCCUGCUUAUGUUAUUCAAUGUUAGCAGUUAUAAAAAAAAACCCCCUUGUCAAAAAUAACUCUAUAAGAGGCUAUCUUUACUAUAAUCAUUAAAUCGUCACUUACCCUACAGUACCCUACUUAGUUCGAGUUAUACCUAACGCACGGAGUUACCUACAGCUCUGUCAAACAGGGGAAAAACUACAGUAUAAAUAAACCCGUUUAUUUACCCCACCCCUUGUGAAUGUCAUAGAUAUUUACUUUUCUAACAAUGGCCCUCCCUCGUAAACACUAAAAUUUAUUUUCUAUUGGGUCUACACUGACUGUGUUUGUGUUGCACAACGACUUGUUGCCAGUUCAACCUUAUUUUGUAGGGUUACAAUUGAUAGCACAGACUGUGCAAGUGUUAUUUUAAACGUCAUAUAAUUUCAAAGAAGUUUACAUACAUACAUACAUAUAAUCACGCCUAUUUCCCGGAGGGGUAGGCAGAGACCACAGAUUUCCACUUGCUACGAUCCUGACAUACCUCUUUCGCUUCCUUCACUUUCAUAACAUUCCUCAUACACGCUCGCCGGUUUAGGGUGCUCUUGACCUGGCCUUUCUUCAGGAUUUCCCCGAUCUGAUCAGAGAAAGUCCGCCGAGGUCUGCCCCUUCCAACUCCCGUUUCUACCUCUCCCUUAUAUACUCUCUUUGUUAGCCUCCUUUCACUCAUUCUUUCCACGUGUCCAAACCAUCUCAACAUACCUUUCUCAAUUUUUGUCACUACAUCUUCGCUCAGUCCACACUUUUCCCUUAUCACACUGUUCCUAAUUCUAUCUUGUAAUCUCACCCCACAUACACUUCUCAACGCUCUCAUUUCCACUGCAUUGACUUUUCAAAGAAGUUUGACUUUUAAAAUAACACUUGUACAGUCUGUGCUAUCAAAAUCGCUGCCAACUUAGCUUGGUCUAACUCUACGUAGUUAUACAUACCGACUCCGCUUCUUCAAUUCCGUUACCAAUAGGUACGAGAGAUUAGGGUUAGGGUAUCCGUUUGUUUUUUGGCUAAUUUCCGCAAAUUAAAUAAUGAGAGUUGCUAACGACAAUUGUUAACACGGACGGACAGAUUUCUGCAACUCUACGAUUGCACCUAUUUUGCGUGAGAGACUAGUGCUAACGACUAUAAAUGUUGUAUGUGUGUUUUAUUUAGUUUAUUAAAAUGUGUGUAGUCGCAAAAGGAAAUAAUCUAUAGAAUCAAUCAAUCGUCACGGUAUGUAAUUAAUUGCACAGUGACACAUAUAUUUUGUUUAGUUUUCGUGCACGUGCACUUAGGCAUUUUAUUAGUUUUGACGUUAGUUUUGAGUUCAUGUUACCGAAAGAGAAGAGUCGUAGAAUGUAUUGGAUCCCAUACAUUUCACGACUGAUCUCUUUCCGCACAGACUACAAAUAAUUUGCGUUAUUUUAUUAUUAUCUUAUGUGUAGGUAGGUACAAAAUGUGCCCUUUGGCCGAAUUUGUUCAUUCCUGCAGGUCAUUUCAUAUUUGUAAGUAAAUAUUUUUGUUACUUAAUCAUGUUUAUGUCAAAUGUUUUUAAUUUAUUUUUGUUAUCGUGUUGGUCACAUGUUAUACAUUUACUUUGAAGUUGUUUUAUAAAAACACUUAUAUAUAGCCUAAGAAUAUUUUGAUUCCAUGUCUGUUAAUGGUUGUUACUGAAAACUUUAAAAGUUUAGCUGAUAUAUAUGUUAAAAUAUAUGUGUAAUGAUUAUAAAA
This is a messenger RNA of Cydia strobilella, 3673 nucleotides long. It is a transcript of the gene Dic1, whose product is annotated as mitochondrial dicarboxylate carrier. The coding region runs from base 162 to 1031 and encodes 289 amino acids. Gene Ontology annotation, biological process: thiosulfate transport; malate transmembrane transport; oxaloacetate transport. The transcript has 6 exons. The record is from RefSeq and is a predicted model, not a curated record. NCBI's taxonomy places the organism in Eukaryota, Metazoa, Arthropoda, Insecta, Lepidoptera, Tortricidae. Gene Ontology annotation, molecular function: thiosulfate transmembrane transporter activity; oxaloacetate transmembrane transporter activity; sulfate transmembrane transporter activity.